Mycena indigotica is the source of this 1317-nucleotide messenger RNA. RefSeq lists its product as uncharacterized. The transcript has 12 exons. Lineage: Eukaryota; Fungi; Basidiomycota; Agaricomycetes; Agaricales; Mycenaceae. Bases 13 to 1317 code for a protein of 434 amino acids. Gene Ontology annotation, biological process: transport. The record is from RefSeq and is a predicted model, not a curated record. Gene Ontology annotation, molecular function: transporter activity.
CCUGGGCUGACGAUGCUCCAAUGCCCAACCGACAACAUUACGGCGAUCGACCAGUCUAAUUUCUGGGACCCAGAGCAUGGCAUAAACUGGGACGCCCAUAGGAUCGGCUGGUCCAUCUCUGGGGGUUGUGCACUAAUCACCCUUCUUAUAACCUGCUAUACUGUCUGGCAACAUUGUCGCAACUACACAGUCCCUCGAGAGCAACGCCAAAUAAUUCGAAUAUUGUACAUGCCGCCGGUCUACGCCAUCAUCAGCUUCUUCUCCUACCGUUUCUUCCGCGACUACACAUAUUACUCUCUCAUCGAAGUCGCGUAUGAAGCAAUAACGAUCACCGCAUUCCUGCUCCUGAUAAUCGAAUACGUGGCCGGAACAUCCACAGACCACACGACUAAGGGAGCUAUGGCAAGGAAAGACAAGCGUCCUUUACCAAUGCCCUUCUGCUGUUGGAGAUACCGUCCGACCAAAGCCUAUUUCAUGUAUACCGUCAAGUGGUCUGUUCUGCAAUAUGUUAUCGUCCGACCUCUCGCUUCGAUCGCAGGCAUUGUCGCAGAGUAUUUGGGUGUUCUUUGUGAAGCUCGUGGGUAUGACCCUCGCUUCGCCAGCGUCUACCUUUCCAUCGUAGACUUUAUCAGCAUCACGAUCGCCCUUUACGGAUUACUUCUCUUCUAUGGUCUUACCAAAGAAGAGCUGUCGGACAAACGCCCCCUGGCUAAAUUCCUCUGCAUCAAGUUAAUCGUGAUGUUCACCUUCUACCAAACGUUUGUCUUCUCCAUGCUGGAGGGAAGGGUCAUUCAUGAAACCAUCUAUUGGUCCGAAACUAACAUCGCUAAUGGUUUAAAUGCGCUGGCCAUUUGCAUCGAGAUGGUGUUCUUUGCGAUUGGAAUGGGAUGGGCAUACCCGGCGACUGAAUACAGAACCUCUCGACCGACAAGUAUAUGGAAGCCACUAUGGGACUCAAUCAACUACUCCGACUUUAUCAAGGAAAUCUGGGGCUCGCUGCGCUACUACGUGACCGCUGCAAAGGAGCGGCGGCACCAGCGUGAUCCCAUCGAGAAAGAAGAGAAGCCCACAUUCGCAACCGCGUUCGGGAUUAGCCCGCCAGUCGGAGAGAGCGGAAGCCAGCUCGUGCCCAGCAGCGAAAGCGCAUACGACUUGCAGGAGAUGAACCACCACGACAGGCCGUAUGAUGGGCGACCGGCGUAUGGUUUUGGUGCACCACAACACUCGUAUGGGUCGGAUAGCCCGCAGACGGCGGGGUUUACGUUCAGUCCUGGCCCGGGGCCAAAUGCAACGUCGAUGCGGCAUAAUCUACCUUGA